AGUCAGUCUUGCUUCCGAAUCAUCUUUUAACUGCCUCACUUCCUGCUCUGAACCUCCGCUCGGAGCUUUUCAAUAUAUCUUUGUUUUGCAUUACAUUGUUUUAGUUUGAUCAGAACUAGAUUGAAUCAUGAAUACAGUACUGUCGAGGGCGAACUCGCUCUUCGCCUUCUCUCUCAGUGUGAUGGCAGCUCUCACUUUCGGAUGCUUUAUUACCACAGCCUUCAAAGACAGAAGCAUACCGGUGGAUAUACACGUAUCCAAAGUCAUGAUUAAAAAUGUAGACGACUUCACCGGACCACGAGAGAGGAGUGACUUGGGCUUUGUGACAUUUGACAUUUCUGCUAAUCUGCAGCCAAUAUUUGACUGGAAUGUAAAAGAGCUCUUUCUUUACCUAACUGCUGAAUAUUCAACCAAAAGCAAUGCACUGAACCAGGUGGUGCUAUGGGACAAGAUUGUCUUGAGAGGUGACAACACCAAACUAAAUCUGAAGGAUGUUAAAUCCAAGUACUACUUCUUUGAUGAUGGGAAUGGUCUAAGGGCGAAUAAGAACAUCACUCUUACUCUCUCAUGGAAUGUGGUGCCAAAUGCUGGAAUCCUGCCAUUGGUCAUGGGAUCAGGACACAAGAGUAUGGCCUUCCCUGAAACAUAUGAAACAUCAAAGAGCUACUGAACUGUUUCAGUCCAUCCCAAGCCAUAUUUGUAAAUGUUGUGCUCCGUACCGGUUUUAAUAAAAGUUGACAAAUUGUUUUAAGGAGUGACUUGUUUAAGGGGGUUAUGAAAAUAAUUACAACUUGUAUAUUUAACGGUAUAUGACUAAUUUUU
This is a messenger RNA of Sinocyclocheilus grahami, 822 nucleotides long. RefSeq names its product signal peptidase complex subunit 3 (gene spcs3). The coding region runs from base 128 to 670 and encodes 180 amino acids. Gene Ontology annotation, cellular component: signal peptidase complex; membrane. The record is from RefSeq and is a predicted model, not a curated record. The transcript has 5 exons. Gene Ontology annotation, biological process: protein targeting to ER. Lineage: Eukaryota; Metazoa; Chordata; Actinopteri; Cypriniformes; Cyprinidae.